AUGGUUGUCGGUCCUAUUACAAUAAUGAACGCAACCACAAAGUUUAGUGAUAACUAUGAUGUCAAAGAAGAGCUCGGAAAGGGAGCUUUCUCUGUUGUUCGGAGAUGUGUGCAUAAAACCCUCCAAGUGGAAUACGCGGCUAAAAUCAUAAAUACCAAGAAGUUAUCAGCCAGAGAUUUCGCCAAGCUGGAACGCGAAGCUCGCAUCUGCCGAAAAUUGCAACACCCUAAUAUUGUUCGUUUACAUGAUAGUAUUCAAGAAGAAUCCUACCACUAUUUGAUAUUUGAUCUCGUUACCGGUGGAGAACUGUUUGAAGAUAUCGUAGCUCGAGAAUUUUAUAGUGAAGCCGAUGCCAGUCAUUGUAUACAGCAGAUUCUGGAAUCGAUCGCUUACUGUCAUCAGAAUUGUAUUGUACAUCGCGAUCUCAAGCCUGAAAACCUAUUGUUAGCUAGUAAAGCCAAAGGUGCUGCUGUUAAACUUGCCGAUUUUGGACUUGCAAUUGAAGUUAGCCAGGACACAGAAGCCUGGUUUGGUUUUGCUGGAACUCCGGGAUAUUUAUCUCCUGAAGUUCUGAAAAAAGACCCUUAUGGAAAACCUGUUGAUAUUUGGGCUUGUGGAGUGAUUCUUUAUAUCUUAUUGGUUGGUUACCCUCCAUUCUGGGAUGAAGACCAGCAUCGUCUUUAUGCUCAAAUUAAAGCUGGAGCCUAUGACUAUCCUAGCCCUGAAUGGGAUACCGUUACUCCUGAGGCGAAAAGUCUUAUCGAUAGUAUGCUGACAGUCAAUCCCAAAAAGAGAAUCACUGCCGAACAGGCCCUGCGAUUGCCAUGGAUUUGCAACCGUGAACGUGUUGCCUCUGCUAUGCACAGACAAGAUACAGUUGACUGCUUGAAGAAGUUCAAUGCUCGUCGUAAGCUCAAGGGUGCUAUCCUCACCACCAUGAUUGUAAACCGCAACAUGUCGAGUAAGUUCACUUCUACUUCAUCUGGAACUCUUGGAUCAGAAGGUAGGUGUAGUUGA
This is a messenger RNA of Auanema sp. JU1783, 1017 nucleotides long. The record is from the annotation of a GenBank genome assembly. Lineage: Eukaryota; Metazoa; Nematoda; Chromadorea; Rhabditida; Rhabditidae.